CUUCUAGAUCCUGGUUGUAAUGAUUUUAUGCAUAUAGAUGACCGGUUUUUCUUACAACUACCCUUUUCCCUUGUCUUACUAUUAAGUUUAAGAGGACUCGUCCUUACAACGGCACCCUUCAUCCAAAACAAAGUAUAAUUCAAAAUGGGUCGUGGUGCUGUUCAGCGCAGUUCUGGUGCGUCUUCGGGUCAGAGGCGCAAGAGUGCCACGGGUGACAAAGGUGGGAAAGGUGGGCCCGGCGGUGGCGGAAAUAAAGGUCUUGAAAGCAGCAUCCUCACAAGGAAGAGGAACCUGGACAUGGCGGCUGCGGCUAGUAAUCAAUUGCGUACUAUUCCUUGGAAAAGUGAGUCUGUAGUUCUGGUCUAAUACAUGACGUGACUCCUGAUGACGCGGGACUGACACUGACUCUGUCCGAAAUGGAUGACACGCACACAAACACGCUAGACUCGCCAGCUAGUACCUACUGGUGUAAGUGCUACGGCCACUCCUCGAAGUGGAGAAGGAGAGGGUGGAUCUCCGGUAGAACCUCCAUCAUCGCCAGGACCUGAAGGAGGGAUAUUAUUAUUAAUAAAUCAAGGAAGUGGAAAUUCUGCGGCAGGAAGUAGGGAAGGAACUACAACUGGCGCAGGAGGAGAUCAAGAAGCCCCUCCACGGGUCCGCUUUUCGCUCGAAACCAUUACGACAAGAAGCGAGCGAAGAAGUAAUGAAGAAAGCACUCCAUUAAUCGUAAGCAGGCUCGAACAAGAUACAAUUCAUUUUUUGCUGUGUUCAUGAUGGCAGCACAACAGGCGCAGAGAAGAAGACUGGAGGAGGGCAGGAUCCAUCUCGGGGCAACUUCAGAAAAGGCGGUGAACAAGGAGGUCUUUAUCCUUCCGCUUCUCCCAGAGAAGGAGGUGGAGAAGCAAAUGAAGGAACCCAUGCUCAUCCACCUGGAGGACCUGGCACUGCAGGUUGAGCAGUUCUAGGAGAAGAUGGUCUUCCUAUGCGAUUAGACGGAGAGGAUCGAGAUGUCGAUAAAAUUGCGGGAAAAUUAGAAGACGGUCAUCUUGGGAGGGUGGCGUCGUUUUUUGUUAUGGAUACUUAGACCUUGAGUCAAUUAGAAUUGGAAUUGAAAAGCGGACGACACCCGUGUACUUCAUCUAGUUCUAGUAAAAAGUUGACCUUGAUGGGCUGCUUGAUAUCACCACGACUAAAGAUUACUUAAACGAAAGACAUCUUUUACCAUAAUCAUCCCGCCUACUUCUAUCUAAUCCCAGCGACUUCAUCAAGCAUCACCAGUACUUUUCCACUGACAGCGCAUACAAGAUCUAUCUCAUCAACUGUCCCUUCGUUUUUCGAGCAGUGUGGCGUGGCUUCAGCAUCUUCAUACCACAAGCGACAAGGGAGAAGAUAAAGUUGGUUGGCGCGGAUUAUGCGGCGAAGCUAAAAACAGAAGGCGUUGUUUUAAUCUUGAAUGCGCAAACCAAGGACAAAGCAACUGACUUCGGGAAAUUGAGUACGGAAGUCGCAUGAGAGUCAUCUGCGUGAGACCUUCGUCAGUCGUUAUUGAAAGUUCAAUUUUUUCACCACCACCACGACUGGGUCCUCCAGUAGUCGUAAUCAAUGCGCGACUAGCUAAUCAAGUCGCAUGAUUGUGGUCAGCUACGUGAGAUUUUCGCCAGUCGUUAUUCUUGAAAUUUCAACUUCAUUUUUUCGACUCCGAGCACGACCGGGACGGGGUUCAGCUUCACCAGUAGGCGCAAUCGAUGCGGAACUAGCUAG
Molecule: messenger RNA, 1761 nt
Organism: Amoebophrya sp. A25
Lineage: Eukaryota; Dinophyceae; Syndiniales; Amoebophryaceae
Source: the annotation of a GenBank genome assembly